Messenger RNA from Gavialis gangeticus (Gharial), 3503 nucleotides. It is a transcript of the gene DESI1, whose product is annotated as desumoylating isopeptidase 1. Gene Ontology annotation, molecular function: peptidase activity. Lineage: Eukaryota; Metazoa; Chordata; Crocodylia; Gavialidae. Bases 110 to 619 code for a protein of 169 amino acids. The record is from RefSeq and is a predicted model, not a curated record. Gene Ontology annotation, biological process: protein modification by small protein removal. The transcript has 6 exons.
GGUUCAGCUCCGCCCAGACGCCGGCUGCCACGGCUGCGCGGCGCAUGCGUACAGGGAGUGCUCCUCUGUCACCUCACGGUCGGGACUGCCGGUGCCGUCGCCCGCCAGCAUGGAGCCGCCGCCCGCCUUGCACUCGGUGAAGCUCUACGUCUACGACCUGUCGAAGGGCAUGGCCCGCCGCCUCAGCCCCCUCAUGCUGGGGAAACAGCUGGAUGGCAUCUGGCAUACCUCCAUAAUUGUCCAUAAGGAUGAAUUCUUCUAUGGCAGUGGUGGAAUUUCCAGCUGUGCACCUGGAGGAACGCUGCUUGGCCCCCCAGACUCAGUUGUGGACCUAGGAAACACUGAAGUUACAGAAGAAAUUUUCCUGGAAUACUUGUCCUCGUUGGGGGAAUCGAUGUUCCGAGGAGAGUCUUAUAAUCUCUUUGAACAUAACUGCAAUACCUUCAGUAACGAAGUGGCACAGUUCCUGACGGGAAAGAAGAUCCCUUCCUACAUCACCGACCUUCCAUCCGAAGUCCUUGCCACACCCUUUGGACAAGCUUUGAGGCCUCUCCUGGAUUCCAUCCAGAUCCAGCCACCGGGCGGGAACACUUUCAGCAGACACAACGGACAAAGCUAACAGGAGUGGAGGGGUGUGCCCCACCUCACCAGGGCUUCCCCUUUUUAAACACAAAUCUACCAGAUUUCUAUUUUAUAAUUUCACAUCAGAAUUAACUCAAAGAAAGCAACAAGAUGGUUUUUUAGACUUUGUAGGUGGAGGAUUUAUCAGGUUGCAUGUAAAAUGCUACCAAAAAGGUUGUCAUCAUUUGAUAGCAUUAUACUAAUUUAUUAAGGCUGUCUUGUCCAAGCACACUGAUGCUUUCUAAGUAGCACCCAAGCUAGUGAAGGGGAUUUAAUUCUAUGAAAACUUGAGGACCUGCCACAAAGUUGGGAAUACCCACAGGGAAGCACUGAGUUAUAAAGCCUAACCAUCCCUUAGCAGACUACAUCUUUUUUUCCCCACUGCCCAUAAUAUGGAGCAUCUACUGCAUCCAUGAUGGGAAAAAACAGUGAGUUUUAUAACCCUAGAGUGAGGGCCCACCAGUAUUAAAGCCUUCUGAGUAAGUAUUAAUUUAAUGUUGUGUUGUUUGCUCCAUGCAGAAGUUGACCUAACCUGGUCAGAACAUGUCUAGGAGCAUGGUUCCAGGGGAGGAAUGUCCUGACUGAAUUAGCUGCUCACUUAUCAGUGAUGCUUUUUUGUUACAACCUUCUAUGCAGUUGGGUGCGAGUGGGAGAGCAUCUACUGCAGAGGCUCACCAGGAACAGACAGGAGGAUACUCAAAAGGGGAUACUCACAGAUCAUCAUCCCCUUAAAUGAGAAGGGAGAAAAACCGCAGUCGAGUAAGAACAAAAUGCAAUAAAACUUUUCCUUCUCCCCAAGCUCAUCAGUGCAGGUACAAAACCCUUGUAACUUUUGCAUGGGAGCUGAUGAAUCAGUGUUGCAUGUGCAUUAAGGCAAGAAUAGCAUGGCAGCUGCAUAACAACAUGUGGGCUGUGGGCUCAGCCUUCAGCAUCUAAUUACAGUCACAAAAUAGGCAGUAAAAGUCCCAGCCUUGUCUGAUAUCACAAUCCUUUACAUGAUAGUGGAAUCAGAGAGGAGUCUGAUUAAGUGCAGGCAGGGAGUAGAUAUCAGGUAAGCUGUCCAGAAGCAGCUCUCUAGUCUCCAUGCAGAUUUCCCCAAAUUUAAAGGGGAAAAAAAGCAAAGCUGAAGCAGCUGUUUCUAAAUCCUAUUUUUUCCCUUUUUUUCCAGUGGGUGUCAAAGAUAUUCAGGGGCUAUUGCUGGGAGUGAGCAAGGCUGAGCAGAGAUCCAACAGUUGUGUCAGGACUUCAUCCUCUGACUAAAGAUUACUAUAGCCUUUUACAAAUCUUCUUAGGGGAAGGAGGUGAUGGAGAGGAAGGAGAUAAACCAGAGUACUGGUAUCUGCUGUUUCUAGUUUAGGAGUGCUUUUUCCCUCCAGCAGUUGGAGUUAGGAAAGACAACGUGAGACGGACUUUUCCAUGUGCCUUGUGCAAGGGAAGUCUUAUGACCUGCCUCUCAAUCUCUAAUUGCACCAAGUGCACUGAAAACCUCCCAGGAUAUUAAAACAAGCGUGUCCUUUCUUUGCUAGGCUCCUUCUCCCCUUGACAACUAUUCCAAAAAGAUGUAUAUUAGGAACCUCUCUCUCUCAGCUUUAUUCAGUAAGGCCUCCCAAGUAGCUCCCAAGAGUUUGAGGGUGGAAGAGAAGGAUGACCUGGUUUCUUCCAGGUGUGUGCAAUUCCCCAUUGCCCUGGUGUAGCCCCUAGUGCACAUGCAAAGAGUCAAAUGCCUUCAUUUGAUUUGGCAGCAUUUUACAUCCUUUUUGCACAGCUGCAAGUAAUUCUUCCAGGACUAGGGCAGUGGUCAGGGUAGCCCAGAAUGUCUUUGAUUAUUUUAUCUGCUUGUGCCAUCGCAGACCUCUGCAGAAGCCUUUCACUGUAAGAGAUUUGCCUCUAGGUUGGAGAAAACAUAAGCAGUAGGAACCCAAUGGCCUUAGGAUCUGGCCUUGCUUUGUUACACAAAUUUGUAGCCGGCAGAAAGUGCAUAGUAUGCAGAAACUGUUGUAAAGUAAGUGCUAUCAGACCCCUUCUCUCUUCCUAAUCCAGAGGCACUAAUAGGCCUUUGCCUUCCACUAAGGAAGGUAUAGCUCAGUUUUCAUGUGCUGUGUAUGUCCUGUCCUUCCUCAUUCUGUUGUGUAACUCAGGACAAACCUGUAACCUAGCUUUGUAUCUUUAGGGAGACAGUGGUCCUGAACCAGGUGUCUACUUGACUGCCCCUGCCAAUUUCAGGACUUUUUACAACUUUUCUGGGAAGGAGGGGAGAAGAUGAAUGGCUUCUCCUUCUAUGUUUUGGAAUCUGCCCUUUUUCCCUAGAAUCUCAGUACAGAAAUAAUGCUGCUAUGUGAAUUACUUGGCAAAAUUUUACUCAACUAUACUGUGUUGCAAUAACAAUGCACCUCAGAUGGGGAAUUCCCCAAAGGGUCAUCUCUGUUUAAGACUUAACUCUGGGUUGCACAGCAAAUGGACUCUAUGAAAAAGAGUCCUCUGCUCUUAACAAAUGCAGUUGAAUAGUGAGUGCUCACAUUCUGUAUGCCUUUUAGAAACCCACCCCUUCAAAAGACGGUUAUGCAUAAGUUGCAGAAACAUAUACUGAGCAUUCCACCCAACCACUCUUAUUUAUAGGUAUAUAAAAUAGAUCGAGAUAAAUAUGUAGUGUAUAUAAUGAAAUGCUUCUGCUAGUUGACUGACAAAGGGACAGGGAAACUGAACUUGUUCUCUUGGAAAAGAACAGAAUCCCUUUGCCCCAAAUCCUAGUUCUGUCUUGUAUUGCUGGGGCUGCCCCAUGCCAUUUUUAAAACAUGAAUUAAUAAUGUUGUUAGGCAGAAAGUGAUGUUUGGUUUAUUCUGUUUUUUUUCUAUUACAAUAAACAGAAUUCCACCAGUGUUGUA